CGCAGUUUUCCCCUAACGCAUCAAAAGAAAUAUAACUUCAAUAAAUAACACAUUUUUUCCUGAUAUCUUCAGCACAAAACAUAAUAGAUUAUUCAGAUUACACUUGUAGUACCGACGAGAUUUCGCUUUUUUGUUUCAGGUUCAAUGAUUCCGGGUGUAGCUUUGAUUGUGCUUGGAAACAGUAAAGCAGGCGAAGGAGAAAAGUGUGUUGCUUUGUUGAUCGUAGCACUUGGAUUUGCCAGUGCUAACUAUAGUGGGGCUCUUGUUAAUUGUUUGGAUCUUUCGCCGAACUAUUCCGGUGUCCUAACCGGUAUCAAUUAUCAGAUAUCUAUGAUGUUGGCAGCCCUGAGUCCACUGUCAGUGGACUUCUUUGUUGUUGAUAAAGAAGAUCCUAAACAGUGGAAGUAUGUAUUUUACUUAACUGCUGGAAUAUAUACUUUCUCCACAGUGAUUUACCUGAUUUUCGGAUCUGGAAAGGUACAAACAUGGAAUGACGAAAUUCAAAGAGGAAAAAAUUCAGUCUGCACCGUCCAGAAAGAUGAAGUUUUGAAUACAAUGUUGAAUAAGCAAUUAAUAAGUAAACAGAAUGGAAAAGAGAUUGCCUAGAAUAAAAUUACUUGCAGUGUG
Messenger RNA from Leptinotarsa decemlineata (Colorado potato beetle), 627 nucleotides. RefSeq names its product putative inorganic phosphate cotransporter. Gene Ontology annotation, molecular function: transmembrane transporter activity. NCBI's taxonomy places the organism in Eukaryota, Metazoa, Arthropoda, Insecta, Coleoptera, Chrysomelidae. Gene Ontology annotation, cellular component: membrane. The record is from RefSeq and is a predicted model, not a curated record. Gene Ontology annotation, biological process: monoatomic anion transport; transmembrane transport.